CACAGCGUCCCCUAGCAGAAAUGCGAGCUCUAAGGGUCCCACAGCGUCCCCGUCGCUUCGAAUCCGGCGAGAAUUGCAGCUUUCGCCCCUGAGUUGAGCCAAUGUAUGCGCCACGAGGCCCUUACCCGCCACCUGCAUCCCCGUAUCAGCAGCACGAUGGACCGCCCUUUGUGCCGAUGGCCAGACCGCCGCCACUCGCGCCCACCUUCUCUGUUGGGCAGCCGGCUCCCCUCUCCCACACAUCGAGCUACGCACCUUUGAGCGUUCCGUCGAACGCUUCAUCAGCCGUGCCGAUGAUGCACUACUGCCCACCACCCCCGGCGCAUCAUCAGCGAGUGGAUGCUGGUCGGUUCAUGUCUGCUGACGUGAGGCCACCCAUGGCACCCAUGCACCUCUAUGGCGGCCCCACCUCGCCGUAUGCAUCACACCGGCCUCUGCCCCCUCCGGCGGCUCCUUCUGCUGCGGCUGCUGGUGCUGGUGCUGGUGGUGACCCUCUGUCGGCCACACCCACGAUGAACCAUUUCACUUCUGUGGGCCAUCGCCAUGGUGCUGGCGGUGUUGGUGCGGGUCGUCCGAACGGGUGGCUGUAUCAGUAUCCCUACCCUCACCAUGGCGGCAGUCCGCGGGUGGCGUUGCCCAAGGCAGAGGCGGGUGCCGUGGCCUUGCCGGGCGGCGGUAGCAGUGGCGGCAUCAAUGGCCGUGUGAGUGCGGGGCAGUUCAUGUCACACACGGGGGCCGGGGCGACCAAGGCUGCGGCUAUGGUGAGCGGAUUGAUACACACACACACACACACACACACACACAGACACACAGGAGAGAGGGGCGGGUUAGGUCAUCAAUCAACACAUGUAUGCCCCGCUCAUCCGCGUGGUCUCACAUGUGUGUGUGUCAGGCGCCAGGAUACACUCGUUUGAGUGAGGCGGGCAGCCCCGGUAGCGAGAGCAACAAGAGCUUCAGCGUCAACCGAAUGCGGACCGGCAGCAGCAGGACCAGGCCCCCUCUCCACCCCCUCACACACACGGCCAAGUCGCCUUCCGGUUCCCAGAGCGUCGACAUCGCUCUGCCGCCCCCCAUCCCCCGUCCGAUGCGGUCCACCCGGCCGCCCCUCCCCGUCCAUGUGCCGCUGCCACACGCACCCACACGGAAAGGCGAGUUCGAGCAAAUGUCGCGGAGGGAGAUGCAGGAGAGAAAUGUGUCUAUCAUCCAGGUGAGGUGGGUAGAUACGAUUGGAUGGAUGGAUGGAUGGAGGGGCGUGAAAGUGGCUCUCUCCCUCCCUCUGUGUGUGUGUGUGUGUCAGUUGCGAGAUCAGCUGCACGACAUCGAGAGCGAGCAGAGCUGGGACCGUGUUCGCCACGGGCGGGAGCUGUCGGACCUCCAGACGCAGCUGAGGCAUCGGGACGAUCAGCUGCAGAAGAUCAAAAGAGAAGUCGCACAGCUCAAGGAAGAGGAGCACGCUGCACAAAUAGAGCUGGCGCAGCUGGAGCAGAAACGCCUGGCCAUCCUCAACACAAAGACGGCAGCAGCAGCAGCAGCAUCGGCAGCAGCAGACACUUUCACUACCGAAUCCACCGACCUCCCCACCCCCUCGGAUGUGACCAAGGCCCUGCAGAAGACGGCCACGGAGCUGAUACAGCUAGAUGAGCGAGUGGGCGAGCAGGCGCAGCGAAUCAGCGAGCUGGAGCAGCAGCAGAGGAUGGCGGACCAGCUGGGCGGCCAAUUGCGGGACGGCAUCAGCGCCAGGGCGGCGCAGAUGGACGGCGAGGUCGGCAGCCUCGCAUCUAGCCUGGCACAGAGGGUCGAGGACAUACACCGACUCAAGUGCCAGCUGGCUGCCAAGAAAGGUCCUCACAGACAGACAGACAGACAGACAAAGAGGUCCAUCCAUCCAUCCAUCCAUCGCCCUUUUCUCUUUUUCUCUCUCUCAGCAACGAGCGCGGCAUCAUCCCCACCAGAAAGAGAUGACGAGAACCAUGAGCUGCAGGAGGGCGAGAGGCGUGUGACCGAGAGGCGGGUGGAGGUGGACAGGCUGCGGCAGCGUGUGGCGACUUAUGCCAAGCAGAAGGAGGACCUGGAGAGGGCGCUGGGUACCAAGGACCAGCUGCUAGUGACGGUGCAGCUGCAGCUCGACCAGGCCAAGCGCACUGUGGAGGAGCAGGAAGCCGAAAUCAAAGUGCUCCGCUCCGAGAAACAACCAGAGGUGAGAGAGGGGGGGAUACGGAGAGAAAGGCCGACCCGACCCAUCCACGCAUCCAUCCAUCCCUCUCUGCGUGUGUGGUACGGUACCUCAGCUGAUCUCUGUGCUGAACCGCUACCCCACAUCUGCCGAGAGGCAGGUGUGGACUGGCGCCAAGGAGAGGGAGAGAGAGACGCUGAGCCUCCCGCCCCCCUCGCCCACCCACAGAGCACUCGACCGCCCACCGCCCAUUGCCACCGGCAGCAGCACCAGCAGCAGCGAGCGAGUGGAUGCGCUGCUGGAAAAGUUCUCCAGUGCCCGCCUGCUGAAGGUGUCCUUUCUGCGCGAGCCGGGCAAGGACGGACGGUACCGCUAUGGGAGCCAGGUGGUGACUUUAGCAGCCCGCGAAAAACCCUCUGUGCUGGCGCUGUCGCCGCCGUCCUCCCCUUCUGAGAUAGGCAAGACCAUCAUGGUGCACUACGGCAAAAGUAAGUGAGUGAGCCGCAGGAGAGAGAGGGGGCAGGGGGCGGGAAGGACAGUAAAGUCAAUGGGUGGAUUGUGUUAUCUUGUGUUGUGUGCCAUCUAGAUUCGGUGUUGCCGAUGGAGGAGUUCGUGUCUCGUUUCGAGGCUGAGGAGCUCAGUGGUGCGGCCCUCAGGCCACCCACAGCCACUCCCGCCGUCACCACCGAGCCCCAGCCCGACGACAAGGACGCGUUCGAGAGCGGGCCUGCUGACCCCAGGUGGACAGACCCACCCCUCACUGCUGCGGCCGGUGAUGACGCCCAACACCAACUGUCGCAGGUGAGCAUAAGGACACACGUAUGGAUGCGUGUGUGUGUGCGUGUGUUUAUCCGUGCCUUGUGCGUGUUUGGAUCACUCAGGGUGGUGGUGGUGGUGUUGAGGGUUGGGUGUCGUUCGCUCGAGAGAGUGAGGGUGUGUGGCCGUCCCACCCACCGCCUGAUGGAACGACACACGUGUCGUUCGACGGGCCUGUAGCGCAGGAGCAGCCGAUGGAUGAUGCCUUUCGUGAGAUGGAUGCCGCCCAGUGGGGGUGAGGUGAGUGGCUCUUUUAAUCAAUUCAGCAGGGGAGUGAGGGAGCAUUUUGAUGAUAGGAGGGGAUGGGAGGAGAGGGGUGUCUGUAGUUGGGUGCAUGUGGGACUCUGGCCGACGAGGUGAGACCAAGCGCUGUCUGUGUAUGCAUCCAUCCAUCCAUCCAUCAAUUCUUGAGUGCGA
Vitrella brassicaformis is the source of this 3406-nucleotide messenger RNA. The record is from the annotation of a GenBank genome assembly. Lineage: Eukaryota; Vitrellaceae.